Messenger RNA from Ziziphus jujuba (common jujube), 1690 nucleotides. Its product is annotated as phenolic glucoside malonyltransferase 1-like. Lineage: Eukaryota; Viridiplantae; Streptophyta; Magnoliopsida; Rosales; Rhamnaceae. The record is from RefSeq and is a predicted model, not a curated record. Bases 144 to 1415 code for a protein of 423 amino acids. The transcript has 2 exons.
UUUCAUUUUAAACAAAUGAAUUGUGACGUGGGCUAACAGUUUGCUACUUCGCGUUGGUAUUAUAUAUAGUUUUGAAAUACAUACUAAAGAUCCCAAUCAAAAUGUUACAUAUAGGUUGAGCUUACUAUCUUUCAGCCUUUAGAAUGGCACAACCACAACCGGUCAAAAUACUUGAGGUUUGCCGGGUCUGUCCGCCACCAGAUCUAGCAGGUUUUGCCGCCCCCAAGUUUCUCCCUCUGACUUUCUUUGAUUUACAUUGGCUAAGGUUACCCCGACUCCAGCGUAUUUUCUUCUACGAAAUCUCUUCUCCGAGCCAUGAGCAUUUCUUCGACUCCGUCAUUCCAAAGCUCAAACACUCUCUGUCUCUCACCCUCCACCACUUCCUCCCUGUCGCAGCCAAUCUCACUUGGCCCCAACACUCCCGUAAACCCAUCCUCAACUAUGUUGACGGCGACGGAGUUUCGCUUAUCAUAGCCGAGUCUAACUCCGACUUCUACCAUCUAUCCGGCAACGACUUUCGCAAAGCCACCGACUACCAUCCUCUGCUCCCCCACUUGGAAAUCUCCAAGGAACGAGCCAAGGUGAUGGCGCUGCAAGUCACUGUAUUUCCCAACUGUGGAAUUUCAAUAGGAUUCACCUCUCACCAUGCGGUCUUGGACGUCAUUGAAGAUCCUCGUGGAGCUGAAGAGGUUUACUUGAACGCGUGGCUAAACCAUGACGGACCCAAUAACAGAAGCCUAAUGGUAAUGGAGUUCGAAGUUCCACCUGGUUCAGUACGAGGCACCUUCGAACUGAGCAGAGAGAAGAUAGAAAAAUUGAAGAAGUCCGUGUUUGUAAACAUUGAUGAACCAAAACAUGGAGUGGUUCAUAAAUCAACUUUUUCAGUAAUAUGCGGGUACACAUGGGUUUGCAUAGCCAAGGCACUCAAAAUAAAGGAAAAGGAAGCCAUGUUUGUGUUCAGCGCCGAUUGCAGAAGUCGCUUGAAACCCAUUCUCCCUGCCACAUACUUCGGGAACUGCAUACAAGGUUGUUUGGUAGUUGUAGAAACAGAAAGCCUACUGGGAGAAGUUGGAGUGAGUGUUGCGGUGGAGGCAAUCAGUAAAGCAGUAAAACGAUUGGAGGACGGCGUUAUAAACGGAGGGCUUGAAACUUGGAUUUCAAUCAGCAAAGCUAUGCAGAGCAAUAAUCAAAGACCUGUUUUUGUUGCUUCAUCACCAAGGUUUGAGGUAUAUAAUACCGAUUUCGGUUGGGGAAGACCAAGGAUGACUGAGGUUAUAUCUAUAGAGAAGACAGGAGCUAUAAGCCUUUCGGAUAGCAGAAACGGCAAUGGAGGAAUCGAAAUUGGAUUGGUUUUAAAAAUUGAAGAAAUGGAAACUUUUGCUUCUUUAUUUGCUCAUGGUGUUCAAGUACUUUGAAUAUAUUUUUGUUGAAUUUGGCCUCAAAUUAAUUUUAUUUAGCAUUUUUUUUUUUUUUUUUUUUUGGUGUGGUUUAAUGCCUUAAUAGGUAGAUCAUAGAGUCAGUCAGAUGCGUGUAUAUUUAAUGUAAGCGUGAUUAUUUCCACUGUUUUAAAAUUUGUUUUUGCUUAUAUGUGUGUUUACCAAAUGAAAUGCUGAGUUAACAGGGCUUUUAUUAUUAUAAAAAAAUUAACGGGGCUUUUAUCAUUGGAAAGUUCCAUUUGUUAGUUUCAAAA